AUGAGAGAACAAGAUUUCGGUAAUUUUCAAGGCGAUUCUGAAGAGAUGCAACGUAUCUGGACUGCUAGAGCGAGAUAUGGUCACUUCUUUUUCCGAAUUCCAAACGGAGAGUCUGCUGCUGAUGUAUACGAUCGAUGUGCAGGAUUUAACGAGUCACUCUUUCGUCAAUUCAACCAACCACAUUUUCCAGAAGUCCUAGUUCUAGUCUCCCACGGUAUCUGGGCGCGAGUAUUUCUAAUGAAAUGGUAUGGAUGGUCAUACGAGAAAUUUGAGUCAUUGCGAAAUGUACGCCACUGUCAAUUCUUACAGAUGGACCUAUGUCCAGUAAAGAAGAGGUAUACACUAAUGACUCGACUACGGACAUGGGAUGAUACUGACGAAGAGGAUGUCCGAGAGGCAAGUGAUGGUGGCGAAAUAGAGGAGCUGGAGAUAGCCUCAAACAACAAUAUUUCUCUUAUUGAUAUUAAGAAAAUCGCUGCUAAAGAAAAGCAAAUAAUGGAAGAGUAUAAAUCUGCUAGACAGGACUCGCCUGGCCCUUCUUAUCAUCAGAACGAUCAUGAGAAGACAAUUGAUCAACACUAG
Sugiyamaella lignohabitans is the source of this 582-nucleotide messenger RNA. It is a transcript of the gene DET1, whose product is annotated as acid phosphatase DET1. Gene Ontology annotation, molecular function: phosphatase activity. The record is from RefSeq and is a predicted model, not a curated record. Bases 1 to 582 code for a protein of 193 amino acids. NCBI's taxonomy places the organism in Eukaryota, Fungi, Ascomycota, Dipodascomycetes, Dipodascales, Trichomonascaceae. The transcript has a single exon.